ACUUGCGUACAUAGAGCCGAGCGCUGUGCGGGUGCGGCUCGCCGUUCGCCAUCCGAGCCAACGACGAACCCGAUGCCGCCCCACCGUGCCGGAGGGGCCGCAGGCGGCGGCGACACGAGCGCGUUCUUCGCGGCGACGCUAGUACUUUGGGCUGUGUCUGUGGGGUUCGAGAUCGGCGUGCGGGGGAGACGCGAGCUGGCGCCCGUGGCCGCCGGCUUCGCCUUCUUCCAGGCCGCCAACACCGCAGUCCGCGGCUCGGUCUCCCGCGAUCCGCUCUUCGUCAACACCGCCGUAUCGCUUCUCCACUCCUCCCUCACCUCCGUCUCCGUUAUCUUUGUUCUUGCUAAUCAAUGGCGUAAUAAGGGCCUUGAGAACAUGUUUGAGCAUGAAGAACUAUUUGGUGGCAGUUGGAUUGGAGCAUAUUCUGCUCUGUGCUUUUCUUGUGGCUACUUUGCAUAUGACCAACUGGACAUGCUCCGAUACCGGCUAUACAGUGGAUGGCUUCCUGGAAUUCUCAUGCAUCACUUGAUCCUACUCAUUUGCUUUACACUAGCUCUGUAUAGGAAUGUCACAAUCAACUACCUAAAUCUCUCCCUUGUAUGUGAGCUGCACUCCAUAUUUUUACAUGUAAGGAAAGUCAGGCGAAUGGUUGGAUUUCGGGAUUUUGACAGAACAGUGGUGAAGCUGGAAUGGGUACUCAACUGGACUACCUUUGUAACAGCAAGGGUGAUAUGCCAUAUCUUGAUUACUUACAAGCUCAUCUCUGAUGCCCACAAAUUUGGGAAGGGCAUUGAGCUUCCGCUAGCUCUACUUGGUAUGGCAGGAAUGAAUCUGCUUAACAUAUUUCUUGGGCUCGAUCUACUUAAAGCAUUCACACGAGAAAGAAAUAAGCAGAACCAUCAGGAUUGAAUGCACCUUUCUUGAUGACGGUGUACUCUAAAUUUUGAGAAGGCUGUAGUUCCGUUCUUGUAGGGACAUAGAGGUAUGUUUAAGUCUUAAUUAAUCAGCAACUACACUGGAGGCUAUGGAUUCUUUAUGUAUCAACACGUGCUAAUGCUAAGAUCUCUACAAGAAAGGGUUGUUAAUGUGUAAUCAUGUAGGUAUAACAUUAUUGUUCAUUAGGAGAAUUAAGAGAGUGCAGGCGGGUAACUGGAUGCAGGAUUUACAUACAUUUUGCAAUCAGGAAUCGGAAAGAAGAGAAGCGUACCAUGUAUCAAACCCCUUGGUCCCAACUCUCAUACCUCAUCUAAAGUAACACCUAAGCAACUUGUAGAUUGGCACUGUGACUUUGAGGCUACAAUGCUCUUGUUUAUUAAUAUUUAUAAUAUUUGACGA
Messenger RNA from Zea mays, 1335 nucleotides. RefSeq lists its product as uncharacterized. The record is from RefSeq and is marked validated. Lineage: Eukaryota; Viridiplantae; Streptophyta; Magnoliopsida; Poales; Poaceae. Bases 73 to 909 code for a protein of 278 amino acids. Gene Ontology annotation, cellular component: plasma membrane. Gene Ontology annotation, biological process: plasma membrane organization; regulation of membrane lipid distribution; phospholipid homeostasis. The transcript has 3 exons.